Verticillium nonalfalfae is the source of this 810-nucleotide messenger RNA. It is a transcript of the gene MSH4, whose product is annotated as MutS protein msh4. Gene Ontology annotation, molecular function: mismatched DNA binding; ATP binding. NCBI's taxonomy places the organism in Eukaryota, Fungi, Ascomycota, Sordariomycetes, Glomerellales, Plectosphaerellaceae. The record is from RefSeq and is a predicted model, not a curated record. Gene Ontology annotation, biological process: mismatch repair. The coding region runs from base 1 to 810 and encodes 269 amino acids. The transcript is spliced from 3 exons.
AUGGCGGCAGCAUCUCGUGGCUUCGAGUCGUCUUCCUACUUCAAUCCCAGCCCUACCAACGCAGCAUCUAGCGAAUCAAGAGGCAACUCUGCAUCAAGUUUCAGCCGAAUGCCUCUGUACGAAGACGAUGCUCUUGGCCAUUCUCCCUUGUGCGGCGAAGAAACGCCUGCUUCACCCGACUCGCAGUGGACCUCCAACUCGACACCAGCUCUGACCCAUCAGCGAGAGCAGGUUGGAUCAGCAUCCACGAUCCGGGCCUCGAGUACCGUUUCCACUGUCCCGCACACUGCUUACACCAGUCGCCGAUCCCAGACCCCCUUUCUCCGUGGGGACGAGGGCCGCCACGUCAUAUGCGCUGUUAGCGAGGCGCGAGGCAUAACACCAUCAGUCGGGGUGGCUUUCGUCAAUAUUGCUACUGGGGAGGCCAUUCUCAGUCAAAUCAGCGACAGUCAGUUCUACGUCAAGACUUUGCACAAACUCAACAUGCUCGAGCCGUCGCACAUUCUCAUGGUUCCGUCGGCUUGCGCACCGAACCCAUCAUCCUACCUAUACUAUAUGAUUGAACAACACGUCGCUAGCGCGAAGAUUGUCCCCUGGCAUAGGAAGUUCUGGUCUGAGUCAGCCGGGUUGGAUUACAUCAGUGAAUAUGCCUUUCAAGGAGAUGCCGAAGCAAUCCAGGUCGCCAUCCAAGGCAAUUUCUUCACAACUUGUGCUUUUUCUGCGGUCUGUAUUUUGUUGAAGGUCAUGAAACAUCUCGAGGUUGAGCUUUCGCUCAACAUCGUGUCGCACACAUUGCGUAUCCGGUUAUAA